Molecule: messenger RNA, 1074 nt
Organism: Ilex paraguariensis (yerba mate)
Lineage: Eukaryota; Viridiplantae; Streptophyta; Magnoliopsida; Aquifoliales; Aquifoliaceae
Source: the annotation of a GenBank genome assembly
AUGACGAAGGUAAGUCCCGAACUUGAAGAUGAAAUACAGAUGCAGGCUGUUCUAUCAGUGUCAGCCGAUGUGAGCUUUGCUUCUAGUCGAUUUCCAAAAUACAAAAUAGGAGCCGAUAGUCAGAUUUUGGAUGAGGCAAGGGAGGACCCCAAGGGCCCAUCCCUGAAGGAUGUUGUUGCGGAGGAAACUCUGCAGCUGUCAGAGCAGCACAAACGUCUCUCUGUCCGUCACCUGGCCAGUAAAUUUGACAAGAAUUUGGCUGCGGCAGCUAAGUUAUCCGAUGAGGCUAAGCUUAGAGAGGUGGCUUCUUUAGAGGGACAUGUUCUUUUGAAGAAGCUUAGGGAUGCACUGGAAUCUUUGAGAGGACGACUGGCAGGUCUAAAUAAGGAAGAUGUGGAAAAAGCUAUUUCUAUGGUAGAAGCUUUGGCCGUAAAGUUGACUCAAAAAGAAGGAGAGUUAAUACACGAGAAGUUUGAAGUGAAAAAGCUAGUGAACUUUCUGAAGCAGGCUUCAGAAGAUGCUAAAAAACUGGUCAACCAAGAAAAAUCUUUUGCUUGUGCUGAAAUUGAGAGUGCCAGAGCAGUAGUGCAAAGAAUUGGAGAGGCCCUUGAGGAACAAGAAAGAAAUUCCCGAUCUUCUGGAAAGCAGGAAAUGGAGGGACUGAUGGAAGAGGUUCAAGAGGCUAGAAAAAUUAGACUGUUGCAUCAGCCCAGCAAGGUGAUGGACAUGGAACAUGAGCUUCGUGCACUAAAAAUUCAAAUUCGAGAGAAGUCUACAAUAUCGGUUAAGCUUCAGAAAGAGCUGGCCCUGAGUCGCAGAGCUGAGGAGAACAGGCACCAAUUAUAUGAGUUAAGUGGUUCAGAAACUUUAGGUUCAAUUUUGCGAGUCCACCCAUGCUCAGAUGAAGCGAUGGAGCUUUCCAGAUGUUCAAUCCAGUGGUACCGUUUACUGUGCGAUAGUAGCCGAAGGGAACCAAUUGCAGAUGCAGAAAACCAAGGCAAAGAUAGCAAAACACUUCACCCUUUUCUUGUGUUGAUAUUUACUUCACCUACAAAGCCUUUUCUAAGUUCCUAG